Gaeumannomyces tritici R3-111a-1 is the source of this 2818-nucleotide messenger RNA. RefSeq lists its product as hypothetical. The coding region runs from base 85 to 2388 and encodes 767 amino acids. Gene Ontology annotation, cellular component: chromosome, centromeric region; nucleus. The record is from RefSeq and is a predicted model, not a curated record. Gene Ontology annotation, biological process: meiotic chromosome segregation. NCBI's taxonomy places the organism in Eukaryota, Fungi, Ascomycota, Sordariomycetes, Magnaporthales, Magnaporthaceae. The transcript is spliced from 3 exons.
UCUUUUGACAGAAACAGCGCGUCCGCGAUCAAGCAACUUGGAUAGCCUCCUGCCAGACUGCACACGCACACCUCACUAUGAGCAAUGGCGAGACUCAACGAGCCCCCAGCAUCAGCAGACAGCCUGGAAACGCUGCGCCGCAGGUUUCUACGCCAGAAUCGUGACAUCGCCCGCGUCAACUCGAACCAAUCUCUCCGCAUCCGAAGCCUCGAGAAUGAGUGCGCCCGCCUGCUUUCGGAAAACCUCGACCUACGUGGCCAGGUCCUCCGGAUGGAGAAGGAGCUCGAGAACAACUCGGCCAGUCGCGUGGCCGACCAUGCUCUGGAGAUAAAGGCCAGGAUGGAGCUGCAGCUUCUCGAGAUGAGUUCCCUGCUGGAGUGUCUGGGCCUCGAACCACCAACGAAGAGGCGGUCGUCCAACAGGGAACGCAAGAUGGCAAAGCCAAGACCCAGCCUCUUCCGGAGCCCCCCCGCCCGGCGCCAAAGGAAUCCGAGUGUCGAAGAGCAGGACGCCCUGGCUAUGCAGGAGGGCCGUAUGCCUCCCAUCCAUGAGAACAAGUCUUACCCGCGGCAGACUCUGAGUCGCGAGGAAAUAUUGGCCCUUUGCUCCGAGGCGGAGACGUCGACAGACUCUCCUGACCUGGGACCGCCUCCGGUGUCGAGAUUUGUGGAGGAGGACCCAGUCAAGACGGACUCGCCGACUAGGGCUCUGCGCCUCCGCGUCUAUUCCGAUGCACCCCUUGCCGCGGAAGCAGGCAGCCCGCUCGCCCUGAACGGGCAGCGCUCCGCGCAAUCACCCCUCCCGAGCCCGACGAAGAAGGUGGCGAGUCCCCAGCCAGCCAAGACCGAGUCUCCCCGCCUGAUUCUGGCAGAGAAGCCACUUGCAUUCGACAAGCCUAUCGCGACCGACAAGGCUCUUACGCCUCGCAAAGCCCUGACCUCUCAGAAACCUCUUAUGGCCGACAAGCCGCUCACCAUCGAAACGCCCCUGACUCUGGAGAAGUCGCCGCUGGCGACAGAAAAUGUUCCGGCCAAAUCGAGCUCUAAGAGGAAGUUUGCGGUAACAGACGAGAACGAGAUCUCGAAUUUCGCCAAAUCCGAAAACGAGAAGCCGGCUGGCGCGAGGGAGGGGAAGGGGAAAAGGAGCGCAAGAGGGGUUUCUGGGACCGGUCGCAAGGACGCUCGACCAAGGGCGCUAGGCGUGGCACCGAUGGCCCGCCCAGCGUUGGCCGCGAAGAGCACGAACGAUGAUCUCAUGUCCCCGAGGAAACAGCCUCCCACCAAGGCACCGAUGGAAGCCAUGGAGAUGGCGAAACCGACACCGAAUCUGCAAUCCAGGCCUCGCGACACACACAAGGCCAGUCCCCCGAGCAUCAUGCUGGACCUUCCAAACCCGUCGCCACCCCCUGUUGCCGAAAUCCAUCCCUCCGAGCUCGCCGCGGCCUCGCUCGACACCCAGAUGAUGUCACCCAUUACGCCCGGGCGCCCAUCUGUGCUGGAGAAGCCCUGCGACACACCACCCCCGCUUGAUAUCUCGUCGGCAGGUGACAUUGCCCGUCCCAGCAGGAGAGCUAGAGCCGCAGUCAGCUACGCGGAACCGAGCCUGAGAGACAAGAUGCGCCGGCCGACCAAGGAGCUGACGGACGCCGUUUCCGGCGAGGGCAAGUACAAGCACCGUGCUUCCAUCAACACCAAGGAAGAAACCGUGUCGAUGAUACCCUCGUCUGCGACCAAGGGAAGGGCAACACCUGUUCCUCCAGUCGCCAGUACUGAGCGCCCGGUUGAGUCUGUUACGAUGCAGCGUUCUCCUGGCGUCCAAUCGGCCGCUCCGCUGGAGGUGACUGGCAGGGAGCCCGUUACUUCUCCGUCGGCCCGUAGGAUGGCCGCCCCCUCAGAUGUGCCCAACGUCAACAUUACAAGCAGGCGCAAGCAAGCAUCGACGGCCGGACAAAGUGACGGGGCUUCAAGCAGAGCGGACACGCGGCCGGAGCCCACCACCAACGACCUCUCGUCAGCCAAGGACGUUCAUCAAAGCAACGCAUCCGCGCCCAUGCUAGAUCCCUACGAAUUCACCACCACAUCCCCGGCGGUCGAGAGGACCACGACGGUGGAGCGCGCGUCGGCGCCCAUGCGCAACUCGCACGCGCGAUCGUCGCGGCGGCCAGUUCUGCGGGAGGACGUGGCCGCGGCGCUCAAGGGUGAGGUGGCCGCGGCCGCCACUCAGAAGACUACGCGGUCCGCCGGCUCGAGGAAGCGGGCGUCCCUGGCGACGCGCAACAAGCCCUCGAUGCUCGAGGGCCGCGACGACUCGGAGGACGACUACGGCGACUCGGAGGCGGCCACCGACACCUCGGACCGCCUCUCGAGGCGGCGCAGUAUGAUGAUAUGACACGGAACCCCCCGAAAAAGGUGCAGGAGCGUGGUACGAUCCGGGCCCCGGCCGUACUUGUUUCUUGUCCAACCCCCUCAUGACCAAAUGACUCGGAACGGAGUUUCUAGCGCGCGCCUCCAUUUUGCUCUUUUGUUUGCUCUUCCUUUUCCAGGGGUCUCGUCAUCCUUGGAUGCCUCCCGAAUUUGCCCUGCAUUCCCCUCUGCCCCUUUUGUCCCCGCGUCUUUUGGAUCGAGAGCUCACACAACUGUCUGAUAACAAUGUAAUUCUCGGCAGAUACGCCUGAUGAUACUAUACCCCUUUCCUUGACUAGCCAGAACAUAUUACUAUCGGUUUCAUGAAUUUGUCAUCUUCCACAAAAGCAUAAUUCUACGUAAAUCAUUUGGGCUUUUGCGGAACCGCAGCUUAGUCCGUGAUUCGAUGACGUGCG